AUGCGCCCACCUGAAGGGACGCUAGAUUUCUCACCAACUCCUCUUUUUGUCGUUUUCAGUCGCUGGCUGACACAGCUCUCCAGCCUCGCUUUGAUCCGCCUCCAUCGUGCCGCCAGGAUCGCUCAGUUGCUGGGCGAUCUUAGGCUGCUGCACAACAUCGCCACGUCCGUCUGGAGCCUCGCCGCGCCCACCGUCUCCUCCGGGGACCAUCGGAGACUGGCGCCCACAUUUCAGGUGAGCCUUCAUUGUUCCACCAAAUCACUGUUGCCACAGUUACGUCGACAAUGUGGCAUUUGGCGGUUGGAGAAAGAAUGA
This is a messenger RNA of Protopolystoma xenopodis, 315 nucleotides long. The record is from the annotation of a GenBank genome assembly. Lineage: Eukaryota; Metazoa; Platyhelminthes; Monogenea; Polystomatidea; Polystomatidae.